Molecule: messenger RNA, 1444 nt
Organism: Solanum verrucosum
Lineage: Eukaryota; Viridiplantae; Streptophyta; Magnoliopsida; Solanales; Solanaceae
Product: monooxygenase 2-like
Exons: 6
Coding region: 59-1423 (454 amino acids)
Molecular function (GO): FAD binding
Source: RefSeq, a predicted model, not a curated record
UACUUGAAUUUCUCCUCUUGUCUUCUUCACAUUUUCUUUCCACCAACAAACUAUUUUCAUGGCUUUAUCCUCUUCCACUCUGUUGCUUGUGAAAUCCCACAUCUCUCUUUCUUCUUUUUCGAACCCAUCACUUUAUUUCAGUAAAAGAACAUCUUCAAAAACCCAACUAGGAGGGUCACCAGGUGAAAGCAGAAUUCGAGUCAGACGCAUUUCUUUAUCCAUUAUAAAUGCUCGAGCUGAUGAUAGAAAAGAAGAUAUUGUUAUUGUCGGGGCUGGAAUUGCUGGUCUUGCUACUGCUGUUUCUCUUCAGAGGCUGGGUAUUAGAACAUUGGUACUUGAGCAGGGUGAAUCAUUGAGGACCGGAGGAACCUCGCUAACACUUUUUAAAAAUGGAUGGAAGGCAUUGGAUGCUAUUGGAGUUGGCAAUGAUCUCAGGAGUCAGUUUCUUGAAAUUCAAGGGAUGGCGAUAAAAUCAGAAGAUGGAAGAGAACUGCGCUCUUUCAGGUUCAAAGAUGAGGAUGAAAGUCAAGAAGUCCGUGCUGUGGAGAGAAGAGUCCUACUGGAAACACUUGCCAGUAGGCUACCACCAGAUGCUAUUUCUUUUUCCUCAAAGCUGGCAAACAUUGAAAGAAGUGAAAAUGGUGAAACCUUGUUGGAACUUGAUGAUGGUAUUCGGAUAUCUGCCAAGAUAUUGAUCGCUUGUGAUGGGAUUCGGUCACCAGUGGCCAAGUUGAUGGGGUUUCCAGAGCCUAACUAUGUGGGACAUUGUGCAUUUCGAGGCCUAGCAUAUUUCCCUGAAGGACAGCCAUUUGAACCAAAAGUAAACUACAUCUAUGGAAAAGGAGUGCGUGCUGGAUAUGUUCCUGUAUCUGAAACCAAAGUCUAUUGGUUUAUCUGCUACAAUAGCUCGUCACCAGGUCCAAAGAUAACAGAUCCAUCUAUUUUGAGACAACAGGCUGAACAACUCGUUAGAAAUUGGCCAACCGAACUAAUAAACCUCAUCAAUCUUACACCAGACGACACAAUCAUAAGAACCAGCUUAGUAGAUAGAUGGCUUUGGCCCUCAAUAAGUCCUCCAGCCUCUACUGGCAGUAUUGUGCUGGUUGGCGAUGCAUGGCACCCAAUGACACCAAAUCUCGGUCAAGGUGCUUGUUGUGCACUUGAAGAUUCAAUAGUUUUGACAAAAAAACUUGCAGAAGCAAUCAAGUCUAAACGUACUUCAGUCGAGGACGCAUUCAAAGCAUAUGGAAAUGAAAGAUGGCCCCGUAUAUUUCCAUUAACAGUACGUGCAUACCUUGUAGGUGCACUAUUACAGUGGGAUAAUCCAGUUAUAUGUGCCCUUAGGGAUAACAUUGUUGUACCUAAGCUGGUUAGGCUUGGACCAGUUCUGGAGCAUACUAAUUUUGAAUUUGACCCUCUAUAACAAACAUAGAAAUUUAGUUGC